AGCAUGGCGGACGUUUGGGUCGGAAGCGAAACAGGACUUUUAAAAGGUAUACAUGCGUUAAAAAGCUAUAGUUUUUCUUCUUCGAAAAUUUUAAUUACCGACUGGUGCUAUUAAAAGAUAUAUGUGAUUUGAAGGCGAGGUAAACUGCUCGAAUUUUCUAGGGGUUGACCUGAAAAAGGGUUCCUUUACGAACUAUGGUGUCACAGAAAAAGUGGACAGAAGCCAUGCAAUAUGUUCCAUGCACUGGGUUGAUGAGGAUGAGAAUCAGGUAUAAAGGAAAUUUUACAUAUUUUAUCUCGAGUGAAAGAUAGGUUUAGGGUUAACCCCUUGAAUCAAGUUUGGACUGUCCAACAUAUUGGGCUGCCCCCGGUUAAGGUUCUUACCCAUGAAGAUUAAAUAAAUUGCAUUCACCCCUGAAGACUUCCAUAGAAUAUGGGUGUACCCCUGAAGAAUUUCAUGAAAAUGAAAGCUCCCUGAUGAAUUCUAUGCUUCCUCAACCGAGGUGGGGAAGGGGGGGGGAGGGGGGGGGGUUAAAAGCAGUAGCCCAUUAUAUGCAUGCGGUUCACCUUAAUCACACGACUGCAUUAGCCCUACAUAUAUUAUUACUCUGACGGUCAUUUGCUUAUGAAGGAUUGAGUGACCUUAGUUAAGUUCAAAAGGAUUUCGUGCAAGUGACUAUUAACGAAAAAUCUCUUAGAUCCAAUAAUAGGUGUCGCUUGUGUUGGAUACAAAGAUUGAUCUUUUUGUUUGUUAUUGUUCCUUUCCUGUAUAUCAAGACACUUAAUACUCUCUUGGACAGUAGUAUAUAUUACUUUCCCUUGAAUCUAGCCUAAGAAAACAGCUGACAUUUCUCAACGCCACCACUGUAUUUUGCAAAGAAACCAGUCCUUGUAUCUUGGAAUGUCAGCUGUUUGCUGAGGCUACCUUGAAUCAAGCUUCCUUUGAAGUGAUACUAUUCUUCCUGGUACCAUAUUGUCAUUUCCCAGAACAAGAAAGACAGGGCUGUGUUAUAACGGUGCCCGGGAACUUCAGGUUACUAACUUUUGCCUUUGGUUAAUUUUAAAAAAAAGCCUAUCUUGUACCUAGGACUUAACUGCCUAACCCCAGGAUUUCACAGCACUCUCUCUAAUUUUUCUGGGAGGACGGCCUUGCUAGUGUUAAACGAAAAUUGUUACCUUUUAAAACCUGUCAAAGAGACCUUAAAAAACCUUUAAAACUGCUAUUAAAAUAUCUCCCUUGACUAAACAUUGAUAGAAAGGAAGAGUACGUGAAAAAAAUGGGCCCAACUUUUUUUGUUAAUAAAUGAUGGUAAUCAUUAAUAUAAUUGUUUUGUAGAUUUUAUUGGGAUUAGAAAAUGGUAUUGUGAAGACCUUUGAUGUCAGUAAAGGUGAAUUUGUCGCAGAAGAAAGCUUCCCUAUAAAUGACAAAAAAUUGAAAGGACUCUUUAAAUGGGAAAAGUAAGUUUAUCAAGGAAAAAGUGAUAACUCUAAAGUUUUUGUGGUAGAUAUCUGAUCUUAACCAGAAAUACAAUCAGUGACAAAAUUGCGUAGUGUAUAUUUGACUGAAAUACUUUGUUCAAGGCAGCCAGCAUUUUCCAUGUUUUAUUCCUUGACCAAAACAAAGCCUUUCCUCCCCAUUCGCCUAAGCAAUGUUGUGCCAAUGCUUAAGCUCCCUGUAGGAAACCAGGAACAGGCCAUCUAUGGGUAAGCGGUGCAGACUGUGUUGUUCUCCAAAAUGAUUCUCCAUUUUGUGUAAGUGUCUUAACCAUUUUGUUGUAAAUUGUAGGAGAUAUUGUGCAUUGUUUUCAUGCGCUGGCCUUUCAGGAGUCUCUUUCCUCCACAACACACAAGAUUUUAUCGGCCUGUUACUAUCCAAGUGUAGAAGUUUCACGUAAUUCAUAUUUCGGAGCCAGUCAGUACAGACCCUUCCUCAAUGUGUUGCAAUAAUUAUGCUGGUAUCCAGAAUCGUUCUAGAAGCGCCAAGACCCAUUGAUGGUGCAACACUUUUUAAGUGGAGGGGGCUACAAUUCUCCUCUCCCUCCCCUUCCAUCAAUGUUACCUUUGUUUGACCAGAAACAAAAUGAAACAACAUCCUCACUAAAAGAGUGUGUGUGAGGGGUGGGGGGGGGGGGGAAGGGGGGGGGGGGGGGGAGUAAAACCCUAGUUUUCUGGGGUUUGCGGCCCCUGGGCCCUGAGACAACCUUAUUUGCAGCUGAGUUAAUCCAUUUUUGUUCCCUUUUUGUUAAUAAACAAAGGCCUGAUUUCCUCCUUACAGUUCAUUUGUACAAUGGUUGGAGUCAGGUUUACUUCAAUUAUGGCAAGACAAAACCCCCCCCCCCAAAACCCCCCCCCCCUUUCUCGGGACGAAACCUAUUAGCCCCCCCCCCCCCCCCCCCCCUUCCCCCCCCCCCCCCCACCCCCCCUCCCCUCCCCUCCCCCCAUUACCCCUCCCCCUAUCCAUCACCACACCACCAAUACAUUCCAACGCGUCUUCGACCUCGUUUUUAUACAAACAAGUGUCGAGUAGUGAUCUUUUUUUGUGUGUAUAUGAAGCACCACUCCGCCGACCAGCCUGAGGAAGAAGUGUUUCGUUCAGUUGGUCAGAAGUAAAAGGGGCGGACUCGCUGGGUAAGGGGGGGGGGGUGAGGGUGGGGGGGGGGGGGGGUCGGGGGGGGAGGGGGAGCUAAACCCUAGCUUUCUGGGGUUUGCAGUCCCUGAGACCUGAGACACACUUAUCUGCAGCUGAGAUAAUACAUUAUUGCUGCCAUUCUGUUAAUAACACAAGGCCUGAUUUCCUCCUUACAGUUCAUUUGUGACAUGUGUAGAGUCAGGCUUACUUCAAAUAUGGCAAGACAAUGAUAAUCCUGUAAGUAUUUUAACAUUGAUCUGCAUGCCAUAAAUUUGCUGCUUACUAAGUCAUGACCAAAAAAAACCAACAAAUCAACCUUUAUUUUACCUGUGUUGAAUUGUGGGUCAUGUUUUUCCUUUGGCUCUAAAUUACUUAAUAUAUUAAUUUUGUCUCCUGAUUUGGUCAGGAGCCAAUUACCCUACUCCUGAUUUGGUAUGUGACCUUUAGCAGGAAAGAGUUCAGGCCAGAGCAACAUAUUUACCUUAUCAAUAUCUUGUGAUUGAAACCCAAAAAUAUCUUGUAUCCAAGUACCCUGGCUCUAAAGGUCAGUGCUUGAAAUUCCUAGGGUGAAAUAAACCGUGCUAACAGUUUGAUAAAGCUCCCCAGAUGGAGCGUUAUUUUUUUUCUCUCAGCAGUUUGCACCUUGCUAUCGCAGCUUUGCUGCAAACUAUCAGGAAUCAGAUACGAAAAAAUAACCUCUGGAACACAGGGCAACAUUCUACUUGUGGAGAAUUAGGAUCUGUUACACUAUUGUAAAACUCAAUACAAUAAAAAUUAUUUUGUUGUUGUUUUUACUUUAUUAGUAAAAGAGUUUUUUAAUCUCAUUUCAGACAGAUGUCAGGGUUGGUGCCAAUGUGUCUACUGUUCGUCAGAAUCCCUUGUGUCCUUCUCAAAUAGGAACAGGUGGCCAAAAAAAUGAUUUGAAACUGUGGGACCUUAGCAGGCCUGAGGAAGCAGUAUUCAAAGCCAAGAAUGUAAUUUGAAUUUAUUGAUUUUUUAAUUUUUUUUGUCAAGUUUCAAUUUUUAAUCGAAGACUAGCUAGUGAGCUGCACAACGGAUGAUGUCUUGCAUUUGUAAGCUUUUUCGUUUAUUUCCGACACGUUUUGUGUCCACUUACACUUCGUCAGGGAAUGAAUACAUCUAACAAAGAAUGGCAUAUAUUUGCACACUAACGUGCAUAAGUUUAACUUCCUAUAGAAGUGAAUAAUAAUAACGAAACUAUGCUGUGAACGGACGUUACAAGAAACGCUUUAAUACAUAGUUAUUGCGUGUAGUUUUAUUUUUGGGGCCAAAAAAGGGCUAAACGAGUUUAACCAGAACAGUUUUUGAUAGAGCGAUUUUCUUAUGAUCUUGAAAAAAAAAAGCGCGAACAAUACAGAAACAACAAACGAACAGAAAUAGAGCGAUUUUAUUGGUUUAUCGAACACAUACAAACGCGCGUAGCUUCUGGUUGGUUAAGCGAACACUCGGGUGAAAAAACUUCAUGCCCGAGAACUUUCUAGAAACAAACCCAUACUUCGCAUUGACGUCAUACUGCAACACGAUUGGCCAAUCGAACAAUGUCUACUCCAUAUUAGGGUUUUCUUUGGCGGGAAAACGAAGAGGCCAUGUUUUGAUCUUUUCAUCCAUUGGCUGAUAAAACAAAUAACGAACACUUACCGAAAUCAUUUUUAAGGUCAUACGAAAACCGCUCUAUUUAGACUGCACUUGAAAAAUCUCAAUAACUUCUAAUCUCCCCAACAGGAACCAAAUGAUUUCCUCGACCUUCAAGUUCCAGUCUGGGUAACUGAUAUAGGAUUUUUGCCUGGUCAAGGGUUGUCAUCCAGAAUUGCGGUUGGUACCGCGUAUCAUCAGAUUCGGCUGUACGACACCAAAACACAACGACGACCAGUUUUGAGCUUUGACUUUGAGGAGCAUCCAGUAUCAGCACUGGCGGUUACUGAUAACGAAAAGUAAGAUAACAAGAAAAAAUGUUACAUGUACUAUGGUACAGUUUAUAGUUGUGUUUGAAGGUUAUUUCAUGAUUGCUUUGGCUUCUUAAACGCUUUUCGAUUUAAUAGCGGAAAUUUCCCACCACUGGCUUCAAGCAAAAGCAAAUCCCACCGUACGCCCGUUUUCCCGCGCUUUUCAACGGCACUUCUUGAUUGGUUCAUUUGAAUUUCUGCGCGUGAUGUGAUUGGCCGAAAUGCCAACUAUCCUUUUAAGAACUGACAAAACAACGCUCGUGAUAUUUAGAACAGUGAUGAUGAACAUCCGUUGAAGACAAGAGCAAAAGAGUCCCGAAAAAGUGCGGAGGAAGGACAAGCAGAGAAUACGAUUUACUGACUGCUAGCUUAUAGGCGUGUAAAUACUGGUCUUAUCCAGCUAUUUUCUCGUUGUUUAUUCGAUACCGUACACUGUCGUAAUAAAAGACCCUUGGCUCUCUGUACAGUAAGGCAAACUCUUGUUUUAAGACCCAUAUUUAGUGCAGAUCCCAGAGGUUUCAGUGUUAGAGAGAGUCGAUUGUAUUCAUUUCUUUAUUUCUCACGUACUGUAUUUUCUUACUUAGCAUUGUCAUUGUGGGAAAUACCGUUGGAACGAUGGGUAGGAUAGACUUGCGAAAGGGUAAGAGCGAUGAAGUGGUCAGUAAUUCUCAUUAUUAUAUAUCUCCUCUCAUGUCUACUUCUUCACAACCAGCUAGCAUUAACCAUAUUUGGAAUGAUGUUUGCCGAUAUCAACAGGAUUGACGUCAAUCUUCUUGAUAUCGGCAGGAAAAAGGGACGCAAGGCAAGGUAGCUGGGCUGUUUUUGGCGGUGUAGAGCUGAAAAAAAUAGCGGAGGAUUUCUUUUUUUUGUAUUCUAAUGAAUUUUUAUUUUGUUUUACAAAAAGUUCGUGUAUUGCAUAUAUUUAAAAAAUGAUAAUUAUGAGGAUUUCACACAUAAAGUAUGCUUUUAAGACGAAAUGGGCUAACAGGCGCCUCAAAAACGUUUCUAGAGUAUGUACGUUUCUGUUUUUAGCGGAGCUCUCGUGCGCGAAGUGCGUGCAGCCGAGCACCAUGGGUAAGAAAAUGCGGUAAACUACUCAUCCGAGAAAAUUUGGUAAUCAACUGACCGUACACCAACCGACCGACCGCCCGACUGUUUGUCCGUCAGGCACACCUAUGUAAAAUAACCCAGUCAACAGGUAUGGCAACCCAAAUGCGACUCGAGGUUAUUUUGACGGGAAAUCGCAUAGCCACGCGUGUCUUGUAAAGCAGAAACAACUAAAGAGUCAAUGAAGACGAAAACGGAAAGUGGAAAUUGUCUCUGUAUCCGUGUUUUCUAAAAUAUUAAGCUUAGAUUAAUUGCUAUGUCCACAAAUUGGAAUAUAGAGCAAGAGAAAGACAGAGAAAAAGAGAAAGUGGGCGACAGGCCAGCGAAGCUCAACGAGAACAAGGACGACAGAGAUCUAGAGCGAGAGAUAAAAGACAAAGGAGACAUUUUUUGUUGGAAGAACAACAUGAAAAUUUUGUAGCGGCGGUGACAUUUCCUCCAUAAAACGUGUAACUAAGUCUAAGAAGUUUCUGGACGUUUUACGUUGUGGUCGUGCAAAACAACGGCAAAGAAAUGUACAAAAAAAGUGUGCUGCACGUGCAAAGUUGCUUUUUUGCUAAUUAGACCUAUUGUUGUUUUUCACCGUUCUCCGCGUUGCCUUCGCCGCUUAGCAUUACACGAUUAUAUACUUUGUUUAAACAAACUAUAAAUAUUAUCGAGAGCUUCGCUUUUAGCCCUGGCUAAAUCUAUAUACUAAUUUAACUCCCCUUCUUUCAGGUCAGCUUCAAGGUCAUUAUAAAGGAUUUGCUGGUGGGAUUCGCUGCAUUUCCUGUCUCAGUAAGCAGCAGAUGGUUGCAUCGUGUGGACUGGACAAGUUUCUUAGAAUACAUCAUCUCCACAGCAGGAAACUUCUUCAUAAGGUACUCUUAAAACUAUGCAUG
This is a messenger RNA of Porites evermanni, 6580 nucleotides long. The record is from the annotation of a GenBank genome assembly. Lineage: Eukaryota; Metazoa; Cnidaria; Anthozoa; Scleractinia; Poritidae.